AUGGACGGCCAACACAGCGUUAAGACUGUCUCUGCGCAGGAAGCCCAGGCGCUGAUGAAAGAUGAGGGCUAUGGAUACUUGGAUGUGAGGACUGUUGAGGAGUUUUCUGCUGGACAUGUGGAGAACGCUGUGAACAUCCCAUACAAGAUCAAGAGCGGCUUUGGUAUGUCUGGCUUUAAAUUUUUACUUACUGAGAAGUGGCUGUUUUUCCAGGCUUGUCAGGGUGGCAUGCGAUCUGCAGCAGCUGCUAAAGAACUCAAAGCCUUGGAAUUUGCCAACCUUGUGGACAUGGCUCCUGGAUUUGGAGGCUGGGCUCGCUUGGGCUUACCUUCUACAAAGUGA
Molecule: messenger RNA, 342 nt
Organism: Selaginella moellendorffii
Lineage: Eukaryota; Viridiplantae; Streptophyta; Lycopodiopsida; Selaginellales; Selaginellaceae
Product: thiosulfate sulfurtransferase 16, chloroplastic-like
Exons: 5
Coding region: 1-342 (113 amino acids)
Source: RefSeq, a predicted model, not a curated record